This is a messenger RNA of Papaver somniferum (opium poppy), 1409 nucleotides long. RefSeq names its product dof zinc finger protein DOF3.1-like. Gene Ontology annotation, biological process: regulation of DNA-templated transcription. The record is from RefSeq and is a predicted model, not a curated record. The coding region runs from base 370 to 1185 and encodes 271 amino acids. The transcript has 2 exons. NCBI's taxonomy places the organism in Eukaryota, Viridiplantae, Streptophyta, Magnoliopsida, Ranunculales, Papaveraceae. Gene Ontology annotation, molecular function: DNA-binding transcription factor activity; DNA binding.
UUCCCACUCCUUCUCUUUCAGUCUCUCCACUCACUCCAUCCAUAUCUCUCCCACUCUCUCCAUCCAGUUUCUCCCUUUUGACAGUUUCACACAGAAAAACCCCCUCUCCCCUCUAAAUUCCAUCUACCCUUCAUUCACACAGAAAAAUUCUUUAAAGAAAGUUAGAUACAUCAUCUUCUACACAACCACCCCACUCACUUCAAAAUUACAAACCCAUCUCUCUGAAUCACUCCCUCUUCCCUUGAUUUUACAGAAUUCUUAAAAGAAGUUUUGAUCAUGAAGAUUUUCUUAUGGGUUGUUCUUAAUCUUCUUCUCCAUUGAGUAUUCUCAACUCUGUUUUUUUCCCAAAGUUUUUUAAGUUUUGAAGAAAUGCAAGAUCCAGCAACAUAUCAUCAUCAACAAAUCAAACCCCAACAGCUUCAACUUCAACCGCAACUACAGCAACAGCAACCACAAUUUCCAGAACAAGAGCAUCUAAAAUGUCCGCGAUGCGAUUCAUCAAACACGAAAUUCUGCUACUACAACAAUUACAAUCUAUCACAGCCAAGACAUUUCUGCAAAAACUGUAGGAGGUAUUGGACUAAAGGUGGUGCUUUAAGAAAUAUUCCAGUUGGUGGUGGAACUAGAAAACAUACAAAGAAAUCUUCAACCCCAAAGAGAAUUUCAUCUUCAACAGCAACACAAACAGUAACAACAGCAGCAGCAGCAAAUUCAGUGACAACAGCAGUGCAAUUUCCGAAACCAGUGGUAUCAUCAAAUGGAGUGGGGAUUAAUGGAAUUGGGAUUUUCAGUUCAAUGGAUCAUCAAAUGUUGGAUAUUUCUGGGAGUUUUAGUUCUUUAUUAGCAUCAAAUGGGCAGUUUGGAAAUUUAUUGUUAGAUGGUUUAAAUGUAAACCCUUCUACUAAUAGUAAUCAGAGUAAUGGCGGAGGUGGUGGUGGUAGUAUUAAAGAAGCUCAUCAAUUUGGGGAAUUCAUGGUUGAAAAUUCUGAGAAUUUGAGUAAUAAUCAUAAUAACCAACAUCUACAGACAACAUUGGAGUUGCAGAGUAAUGGUGGGGCCAAUUCAGAAAGUUUAUUAGAAUUACAGAAUGGUGAUUGGGGUGGUGGUGGUGGUGGCGGUGGAGGUGGUGGUGGAAUUGUUUGGCCUGAUCUUGCUAUUUACACCCCAGGUUCGAAUUUUCAAUGAAGAACACAAAGAUAAAUGAAUAUUUUUGAUUUAUUUUUCUUUGAUUAGUAUAAUAUGUUAAUGGAGUUUAAUUAAUUAUCAUGGGAGUACAUCUAAUUAUAUUAUUAUUAAUAAUAAUUAAUUAAUUGACACACAAAAGUACAUUGUUUUUUUGGGUUUUAGUGGGGUGUGAAUUGUGAUUAAGAGUAACUUAAGGCGUAUUUUAGUACAUUUUCGUACCACCA